UCUUUGCAUAUGAUAUGGCUAACAGUCGCAGUAAAUCAAAGUUUGACUUACUAAUCUGAUUCUGAGAUUUCAGACAAGCAGCGCCAUGGAAGCCAGCAGCGAGCAGCAGAAAAAGUCGGAAAAUUCAUCAUCGUCUUCUUCUUCAAAGCUCCUGCUCUACUCCUACUGGCAGAGCUCCUGCUCUUGGCGCGUCCGCUUCGCUCUAAGUCUCAAAGGACUUCCGUACGAGUACAAACCAGUGAACAUAACAAAAGGAGAGCAGUUCAGGGCAGACUUUAAGCGUUUGAAUCCUCUUCAUUUUGUUCCGGUGUUGGUUGAUGGUGACAUAACGGUUUCAGACUCCUACGCAAUAGUACUGUAUCUGGAGGACAAGUAUCCACAGAGACCAUUGUUGCCUGCUGACCCUCGGCUAAAAGCUCUUAAUCUCCAGGCUGCAAGCAUUAUCAACUCUAAUAUACAGCCUCUUCACAUGUUGUCGGUGCUGAAACAUCUUGAGGAAAAGGUUGGUCCUGAAGAGUCACUAUCAUUUGCUAAGUUGAAUAUAGAAAAAGGCUUACUCGCUCUUGAGAUGUUGCUGAAGGACUUUGCUAGCAGAUAUGCCACAGGAGAUGAAGUGUAUAUGGCAGAUGUGUUCUUAGCUCCACAGAUUGUUGUAUCUACUUCGAGGUUUAACAUUAACAUGUCCAAAUUCCCCACUUUAAAUAGGCUGUAUGAAUCCUACAAGAUGUUACCAGAGUUUGACGCUUCGUCACCAGAAAGGCAACCUGAUGCUGUGCAUUAAGUCUGGAAUUUUUCCGCCAUAUUCCUCAAAGCAGUUUUGUAUUUGCCACUAUCUCUCUACUGGAAUGAGUGAUCACAUGUAAAUAAGAUCAAAUUUGAAAAUGUUGAUCACUGGUGUAACAAUGUCGUGUCGAUUGUGUCCAGUUCUUUGUAAGAGAAACAUCACUCGAAUUCUAUGUGUAAUAUAAUGUAUUGGUAUU
Prunus mume (Japanese apricot) is the source of this 980-nucleotide messenger RNA. NCBI's taxonomy places the organism in Eukaryota, Viridiplantae, Streptophyta, Magnoliopsida, Rosales, Rosaceae. The record is from RefSeq and is a predicted model, not a curated record.